This is a messenger RNA of Elgaria multicarinata webbii, 2066 nucleotides long. It is a transcript of the gene GPC6, whose product is annotated as glypican 6. NCBI's taxonomy places the organism in Eukaryota, Metazoa, Chordata, Lepidosauria, Squamata, Anguidae. Bases 84 to 1757 code for a protein of 557 amino acids. Gene Ontology annotation, biological process: cell migration; regulation of signal transduction; regulation of protein localization to membrane. The transcript is spliced from 9 exons. Gene Ontology annotation, cellular component: cell surface; extracellular region; plasma membrane. The record is from RefSeq and is a predicted model, not a curated record.
AAAGAUCGGAGGGGCUCUUUUGGUGGGGAAGGGAGUUGCUGGCGUUCCUCGUUCCCCCUUUUUCCCGGCUUCUUUUUCGCAUCAUGGUUCCUUGGACCGGGGCGCUGCUUUGGGCUCUCCCCGGGCUGUUGCUGUCACUUUGCGCCGGAGCGGCGGCGGUGGACGUGAAAGCUCGGGGCUGCGGCGAGGUGAGGGAGGCGUACAAAGCCAAAGGAUUCAGCCUGCUCAACAUCCCCUAUCAGGAAAUCGCAGGGGAACAUUUAAGAAUCUGCCCUCAGGAAUAUACAUGCUGCACAUCAGAAAUGGAAGACAAGCUAAGCCAGCAAAGCAAACUGGAAUUUGAGAACCUGGUGGAUGAGACAAGUCAUUUUGUGCGCACAACAUUUGUGUCCAGGCACAAGAAAUUUGAUGAGUUUUUCCGAGAACUCCUGGAGAAUGCAGAGAGAUCCUUAAAUGACAUGUUUGUACGGACGUAUGGCAUGCUGUACAUGCAGAAUUCGGAGGUAUUCCAGGAUCUCUUCAUAGAACUGAAGCGAUAUUACACUGGAGGCAACGUGAACUUGGAGGAAAUGUUGAAUGACUUCUGGGCUCGGCUAUUAGAGCGAAUGUUCCAGCUCAUAAACCCCCACUAUCAUUUCUCUGAGGACUAUCUGGAGUGUGUAAGCAAAUACACAGACCAGCUUAAGCCUUUUGGGGACGUACCCAGGAAGCUGAAGGUUCAAGUGACGAGAGCCUUCAUCGCCGCGAGGACCUUUGUUCAGGGACUGACCGUAGGCAGAGAAGUUGCUAACAGGGUAUCUAAGGUCAGUCCUACCCCAGGAUGCAUCCGGGCACUAAUGAAGAUGCUGUACUGCCCUUACUGCCGGGGACUUCCCACUGUGAAACCUUGCAACAAUUACUGCCUCAACGUAAUGAAGGGCUGCCUGGCAAACCAAGCUGAUUUGGACACCGAAUGGAACCUCUUCAUAGAUGCGAUGCUUUUGGUAGCAGACCGAUUAGAGGGGCCUUUCAACAUCGAAUCAGUGAUGGAUCCUAUUGAUGUCAAGAUUUCUGAAGCCAUCAUGAACAUGCAAGAAAACAGUAUGCACGUGACAGCAAAGGUCUUUCAAGGAUGUGGACAGCCUAAACCAGCUCCAGGUUUAAGAUCCUCCCGCUCCAUUCCUGAUAACUUUAAUACCCGCUUUCGACCCUAUAACCCUGAAGAAAGGCCGACAACAGCUGCUGGUACGAGCUUGGAUCGGCUGGUCAUUGACAUUAAAGAAAAACUGAAGCUUUCCAAAAAGUUCUGGUCCACGUUACCAUACACUAUCUGCAAGGAAGAAAGUGUGACAGCUGGCCUGUCAAAUGAGGAAUGCUGGAAUGGGCAUACCAAAGCCAAAUAUCUACCAGAGAUCAUGAAUGAUGGGCUUACCAACCAGAUCAACAAUCCCGAGGUUGAUGUGGACAUCACCAGGCCUGAUACCUACAUACGGCAACAAAUAAUGGCCCUGAGGGUCAUGACAAACAAGCUCAAGAAUGCAUACAAUGGAAACGAUGUGAACUUUCAGGAUACAAGUGACGAGACCAGUGGCUCAGGAAGCGGGAGCGGUUGCACUGAUGACAUUUGUCCGACAGAGUUUGAAUUCAUCACCACGGAAGCCCCGUUCGUGGACUCGGAUAGAAGGGAAGUGGACUCUUCAGCAAGCCAUCCCAGCCAAUCAGCACUCGCAUGGUUUGCCGUCUGCCUGGUCCUCCUACUGCAACGGCAGUGUAGAUAAUCCUGGCUGUGGUCAGCGAUGACUGUCUUUAGCUCUUGAAAAACAAAACAAAACAGCCAACUUUCUCUUUUUCCCCUAUGCUCUUGGACAAUGGACCAUGCCACAAAAUAGUGCAGUUUUCUACCAGAAGAGAGUGAAGGCGCUACAACCUGCUCCCCUUUGAGCUUUCCCAAAGAGUACCAGGUGCCGGACGGAACUGUCUCCUGUUCCUUUCAGAUAGCUGUGAAGACAAUGUCCGCUCCUCAGAGAUCUCUUCCUUGCAUUUUUAUUACAGGAGACUUUUCAGAGCUUCAUUUGCUUUUAUGCUGC